Punica granatum (pomegranate) is the source of this 1147-nucleotide messenger RNA. NCBI's taxonomy places the organism in Eukaryota, Viridiplantae, Streptophyta, Magnoliopsida, Myrtales, Lythraceae. The record is from RefSeq and is a predicted model, not a curated record.
UUCCUGUGGUAAUAUUUCGGUAUUUCCCCAAGAAAAUUCCUCAAAUCAUAAUAAUAAUAAUAAUUUUCAUCUUGGUCUGGUCUCUUUCCCAUGUCUUCGUUUACUUGUUAACAAUUCUUCUUCUUCUUCUUCUUCUUCUUCUUCGGCCAUCAGAGCUCAGAUUAAAUGGCCGCGCCACCAGCCAGAGCUCGGGCCGAUCACGAUUUCCUCAUUAAGCUGCUCCUGAUUGGCGACAGCGGCGUUGGGAAGAGUUGUCUGCUUUUAAGAUUUUCAGAUGGUUCUUUUACGACCAGUUUCAUCACCACGAUAGGCAUUGACUUUAAGAUACGGACUAUAGAGCUCGAUGGGAAACGAAUCAAAUUGCAAAUCUGGGACACUGCUGGUCAGGAGCGAUUCCGAACUAUCACAACAGCUUAUUACCGUGGAGCGAUGGGUAUUCUGCUGGUGUAUGAUGUUACCGACGAGACAUCCUUCAACAAUAUUCAAAACUGGAUCCGCAAUAUUGAACAGCAUGCUUCUGACAACGUAAACAAAAUAUUAGUUGGGAACAAGGCUGACAUGGAUGAAAGCAAAAGGGCCAUUCCGACUUCAAAAGGCCAAGCUCUUGCUGAUGAGUACGGGAUUAAAUUCUUUGAAACUAGUGCAAAGACGAAUAUGAAUGUAGAGGAAGUUUUCUUUUCAAUAGCAAAGGACAUUAAGCAAAGGCUUGCAGAGAGUGAUACAAAAGCUGAGUCUCAGACCAUCAGGAUAAACCAACCCGACCAAGCAAACAGCUCGGGACAAGAUGCGCAAAAGUCCAGUUGCUGUGGUUAAUGAGAACAUCAAACAUUGAAAAGUUCGGGGAAUAUCCGGAAAGUCGUGUCGACUUUACUACUGCAUUAUACAUCUAGCGUUGAUCGCCAUCGUGGGGUAUCGACGUGCCUCUGGGCUUUUAGAUGGUGGCUGGUUGUUUCACCUAUAUUUAUCAGUUACUCCUCUCUCUUUACUUACUCUUGUCUCAGCCAUCGUUGACGAUUUAUGGCAAUCACCUUCUUUUGGUUUGCAUUUCAAGGAUUAGCUUUCUAUUGUAGUGUGAGAGAUGCCCAUGUUUCUUACGACUCGAUGGAACAGCAGUUUAUCUUAUAGUGAAAAUCCGUUUUCUCUAAGC